AUGAAAAACCGAGGAAAGUUUGCCAAUGCUCGACAAAUAAAUACUGCUCCUACUACUACUACCAAUAAUAAUAAUAAUAAUAAAUCACAAAAUGAUGAUGAUAAUUGUUCCGUUGUUUGUUAUAAGGAUUCUGAUGAUGGUCAUGUCGGUGUGGUUCGUAUUCGUCAACAACCAGUGUGUUCAGCGUGUAAUGUGAUGCGUGGAACUUUGUCAUUAUAUUAUAAGCAUGUCUUAGAAAACAACCAUCGUGAAAAUGUUAAAAAAUCGUGCGAUGAAAAUCGUUUUGUGCCAUCGGUUUAUGAUCAAGCUAUUCAUUUAGCUUUUCAUAAUAAUUUUUAUUAUCAAAGUGAUAAAUUUUAUUUUCGUUACAAACAUACAAAUGAAGAACCUGUUUCAUCAUCACAACACAGCCAAUCAACUGAAACCGUUAAGACAAAACCGGAAAAAUUUGAAAUUAAUAAUAAUCAACAAAAAUCAAUUGUGGCCAAUCCGCGUAAACGCCGAAAUCUACGAGUAACACUUGUCUUUCAAGAUAAAACUUAUUCACAAAUUGGUACAACAACAAAUCAAAUUCGUGAACAACUUCUUAAAGAAAUGAUUGCCGAUCGUGCUAAUGAUAUAGCCGCAUUGCCAAUGGAGAUAUAUUAUAUUAAGAAAAAAAUUGCACCCGAUAACAUUCAUCACAAUGCUCAAAAGAGCUCUGUUAUUUUCACUAUGGCCAAAGAUCAGUCACAGGUCUUGCUAAAGAAACAGCAGCAGCAAGAACCGUUUGAAAACGGUGAUAUGUCUUCUGCUAAUAAUAGCAUUGAAGACAACGGUGUGGAACAGAAUACUGCUAUGACCACAUAUGAGAUAUCGAAUACAGAAAAAAUCGAUGUCGAUGAACCACCGUCGCUUGUCGAUGACAUUAUAAACGUUUGCAAGGAUGUUUUAAAUACUAUUAAUCUCGAUAUUUAUUCUAAAUGUGGUGAAUUAAAACGUGAACAACAAUUUCUAUCUGGUAUUGCAAGACGAAGCUUUAAGAAAAAAAAUACAUUCUUCUGUGAUAUUUGCUCAAUUUUUUUAACAUCAGAAAAAUAUUGUACACAACAUCUCAAUGGACUAGAUCAUUUAGAAAAUUUUCGUCAUUAUCAAACAACAUUUUUGCCAUGGCGUCAAGCUUUGCAAAUGACUUUAAUUAAUGGUAAAUCAAUGAAGGAAAUAAUGGGUAAUGAUGCUUAUGAGAACUAUAAAAGAACCAUGGCACUUUACAUUUUGCCAACUUGUCUUUCGAACCGUGGACGUUUUUGUUGUGCUUAUUGUGAAGUUGUUUUGACAGAUCAAUGGGCUCUAGAAAAGCAUUUACAUACCGCUGAGCAUAAAGAAAAGCAAACAUCAUCCGAUCACAAAGAUCUUGUUAUUCGUUUUGCUAAUGUUGUUAUUAUACCUGCGAUAUUUAAAUUCAAUGGUGUAACACAAUUGUCAGAAAUUCCCGAUGAUAUUAAAAAUCGUUAUCAAUGGCGUUGUGUAACACGCGAACAACUUGACGAGGACACAACUACAUUCAUCCGAUGUUAUCCAUACGAUGGAUUCGAAGGUGCUACUCGUAUUGUCAAUAUUAAACAAGCACGAAAACCAAAAUCAUUAACUACGAAAUCUGUAACACAAAAUUUACGAAUUAAUAAUACUAAUAACAAAAGUAAUGCUGCGACAAGAAUCCAACAGAAGAAACGCGGUGGAUUUAACAAUACACGAAGAGGACAAAUUUCAACGCCAUUGUCUCAACGAGGUACUCCUAUUAAAAGAUCGUUUCCAGCUGCUGGCCCACCGAAUAAACGAUUUCGUGGAGAUCUUAAUAAUUCAUUUCCAGGCGCAAAUCGUGAUCAAGUACCGAUGAGAAAUUAUGAAAUGGAACAAUAUAAUUACGCUCAACCAGCACCAUACAAUAAUGGAAAUAAUCGUUGGUCUGGUCGUCAUCCAGUCGAUCAACAACGAGAAAAGUUUUUUGAAAGAUCAAAUUUUGAAUUACAAUCACUUGCAUCAGAUAAUACUGGAUAUUAUCCUGAUAGUAGACCAUCACAACUUAUGUCCAGAGGAAACAAUUACGAUCAUGAACAGCAACAACGAUUUAAUGGUGGUGGUGGUGGUGGAAGAUAUGAUAGUCGACCAUCGAAUUAUGAUCCGGGUUUUAUUCGUGCUGUUGCGAAGGCUGUUGCUGAAUAUCAUCCAGAACCGAAUAGUGCACCUGGAUUUGCUAGCUCAUCGAACCGUCCUUAUCAACGAUCUAAUCAAGGUCCAACCGAUGAAUUUAUUCAUCAAGUUGCCAAUACUAUUCAACGUUCGCAACAUCACCAACCACCAGCACCAAUCAUGAGUCAACCACCUUAUCCAAAUUCGAAUUCAUCAAGUGGAUUCGGAGUUAAUAAUAGUAACAAUACAAAACCGACUUAUUUUCCAAACAGUGGUGCUCAACAACAAACUCAAAUGGGUAACAGUAAUCCACCUGUACGUUCCUAUGCUGAUUAUCGAGCAUCAACUGGUCCAUCGAUUACUAAUGUUUCUCCAUCAAUGUAUCCAUCAUCAUUAGCAAAUGCCCAAAAUCCAGUAGUUUCACAAUCGCAUGCAUUCAAUGACUUUACCCAUUCGUCACUAACACAUAAUAAUUCAUCGAAUACAUAUGGACGACCACCGUUCGUCAAUGAGGAACCACGUUAUGGUAAUUUUGGACAUCAAAAUCAAAUGCAACAAUCAUCUCAAGCACCAUGGCGAGGAUCAUCAAGAGGUGGAGGUAAUGUUCGUGGUGGUCGCGGCCAACCUACAAAUCAAUUCCAACCAAAGAAUAAACAACCUGGCUCAACAUUUUCAUUUAGCAGUAAUAAUAACCAUAACAAUAAUUCAUCAAUGCGUGGACGAGGUGUCAUUGGAAAUGGUCGAAGUUUUGGUAGCCGCCGUUGA
Messenger RNA from Rotaria socialis, 2934 nucleotides. Lineage: Eukaryota; Metazoa; Rotifera; Eurotatoria; Philodinida; Philodinidae. The record is from the annotation of a GenBank genome assembly.